AUGUCGUCUCCAACACACAACUGCUGCCUUCCGAAGCAACAACAACCGCAAACAACAGCAGGGGAACUGGCAAGCGUCAUGCAGGAAUUGCGUCAACGAUUCAACAAACCGUCGCACCCGAACGAUGUGCCAGUUCAGCCUGUGCAGAAGGAGAAGCAGAAAGAACGGCUUAGCUUUUUCCAGAGGAAGGAUGCCUUCAUGAAGGAGUGUCAAAAGCGUUUCGCAAGGCGUAUUUUCGUUCCGAUCGUGGUCCGGAGUGCAGCCGAACUUCUCAACGACAGGAAACUGUUUCCGGUGGAGGAGUAUUGUGAUCGUCCAAGUUCGCAAUACAAUUGCGAUUAUGGCUGUCAGCAUACCAAAUCCUGCGAAGCUCUAUUCGCGUAUACUCCUGAGCAGAUGGAGCUUGCUGCCAGAUUUGCUCCCGAAACUCCGGAUUUCUUGACAAAAAAGUCCAAGCUGGAAACCUUGGAGAAACCUGAUGAUGAGGAGAAAUCGCCUAAGUACUGUGCUGAGGCCAAUGAUCAACGUGUCUGCUCUGACAAACAUCUUGCCGAGCUCGACCCAAAGCAACAACUGCAGACGACAACAGAAGAUCUGACGAGUGUCAUCCAGGAAUUGCGUCAACGAUUCGACAAUCGGACGACCGCGAAUGAUGUGCCGGUUCAACCUGUACAGAAGGAGGAGCAGGAAGAACAGCUCAACUAUCGUCAGAGGAAGGAUGCUUCCGUAAAGAAAUAUGGCUACUAUUUUUGGACCAGGAGCGCGCUUGAACUUUUCAACGACAGGGAGAAAUUUCCAGUAGGUGAUCGUCCAAGCUCGCAAUAUGAGUGCGCUAAUGGUGGUUGUUGUCAGCAUACCCAGUCCUGCCCAUCUUUAUUCGUGUAUUCUCCUGAGCGGGUGAAGUUUGCUGCUGAAUUUGAUUCUGUUCCAGAUUUUUUGAAGAAAAAGUCCGAAAGGGAAACCAUGGAGAAGCUUGAUGAUGAGGAUAGAUUGUCUGUGUACUCCGAGUACAUUGAUAUUGAUCAACAUAUUGAUCAAUGUACUUACUACAUUAAUCAUCCUGCGUUCUCUAGCCGCCGACUUACUGCCAGGUCCAAUGACUACCUCACUCCACUAGACACUCCUUCACUUGAUGCCGUAACCGCAAAUGGUCGAAGCGAUAAGGCAGCAGCCAGCAAUUUGACAUCUUCUGAUGACUACUUUGGGCAGUCAUCUGAAAACUUCGGUCUUGAGCCUCUUCUGGGUUCACUUGAGGAUAUCAAUUCUACAGAAACUUGCUCUCAAACUACCAAUGAGAAAAUUGAUUGGUAUUGGAAAAAUGUAUCGUCGGAAAGUGUAUAUAUUUCGUGGGAAAGUAUACACACCAUGAAAGAGGAGCUUGAUCCGGUAGAGGGGCAAUUCUAUGACUACUCGCCUUUGCCCUCUCCCUCAUUCGACGACUUUUUCAUUGGAUCGGCGUCUGUGGCGUAUUUUGAUGUGGAUAAGUGUAAGGAAAUUACGCCACUUAAAAUUAUCCUCUAA
This is a messenger RNA of Meloidogyne enterolobii, 1521 nucleotides long. The record is from the annotation of a GenBank genome assembly. Lineage: Eukaryota; Metazoa; Nematoda; Chromadorea; Rhabditida; Meloidogynidae.